This is a messenger RNA of Volvox carteri f. nagariensis, 1188 nucleotides long. RefSeq lists its product as uncharacterized. The record is from RefSeq and is a predicted model, not a curated record. NCBI's taxonomy places the organism in Eukaryota, Viridiplantae, Chlorophyta, Chlorophyceae, Chlamydomonadales, Volvocaceae. The transcript has 4 exons. Bases 1 to 480 code for a protein of 159 amino acids.
AUGCAGGCAGGCAUGCCUCUUGUGCUGUGCAUGGCUCUGGCCCUCUUACCACCUCGCCUUGCACAAUGCUUGGUGUUGGUGGACUCAACGGUGGUGCGCAUCAAUCCCAUCCAAGACGUUGCCAUCCUCGAGGUGCAGCGCAAGCUGGUGCCCCCGGUGCUGGACUGUGGUGUCUCGGCUGGCGACAAGUACUACGUCCACGGCCAGUCCACGCAGGCACAAGCGGACGCCACAUCCAUCAGCCACGGCAUGGUGGCGGCGACCGAGCUGGAUGCGCACAGCCACAUCCGCGGUGAUAUUGUUGCGGGUGCCGGUGAUUCAGGUGGCGGCUGCUUCUCGGUCGACACCGGCAAGCUUGUGGCCAUGGUGGUCGGGUCUGACACUCGUACAAACAAAGCCAUCCUGGUGCCCAGUGCAGUCAUAUGCAGCAUCCUGUCAGACCUGUCGGCGACCUUGGGGGCUGCAGGAGCAGCCACCUGAGCAUACAGUGUCCAGCUGACAAUGUACCCGGUGUGGUGAUGGGUGGCCAGAGCAAGCUAGCCUGUCGCCAGGAUGGGAGGCAGGGCUGCUGUGUGUGUCUGUUGACCUGACCGCGGCAUACUCUGGUCGCCUGGCUGGUUGUGUGGGUGGGUAGGUUCAACUGAGAGUGCGUGCAGCGGAGUGGCAGGUUGGGCUCAGGAGUGGCGGUGCCCAGUUGUGGUGGAGGCGGCAUCCAGCAGCGGCUGCUGGUGGUGCUGACUGACCAUAAUGUCCGAGGAUGGGCUACAACGCGACACCUUCAUUCCGACCCAUUUAGACCCAUUUAGCCUAGCCAACACCGCCCCCUGUUACUGACAUGUAUGGGUGGCCUGUGGCCUUCCGGGGCACGCCAACCAUGUCCCAUCAAAUCUGGUUCGGAGUCUUAGUGGGGAUUCAGUUAAUCAGUGGUUGUACGAUUGUGGAUUGAGACCGGUGGGCCAAACGGGAGGUAGGCGUGACUACCCUGCUGCUCGAGGUUAGUCGCUUUCAGGCAACCCUGGCACGUUAUGGCAUGGGGUGCGCUGGGAGAAUGAGAACAAGGAGACCAUGUGGCGUCUCGCCGUGAAUGGCAUGCCCCUACCUGGCUUGUUUGGUGGGCUCGUUACACCUCUCUGAGUAAUGCAACCGAGAUGCAACAGACACACACACACAUGUAUACACAUACAUCUC